Messenger RNA from Ustilago hordei, 1137 nucleotides. RefSeq lists its product as uncharacterized. Gene Ontology annotation, biological process: mitochondrial respiratory chain complex IV assembly. The record is from RefSeq and is a predicted model, not a curated record. Gene Ontology annotation, cellular component: mitochondrion; membrane. Bases 1 to 1137 code for a protein of 378 amino acids. The transcript has 3 exons. NCBI's taxonomy places the organism in Eukaryota, Fungi, Basidiomycota, Ustilaginomycetes, Ustilaginales, Ustilaginaceae.
AUGAAGGGGACGCAUUCCCUUCACCGUGCCCUUGUCGGCGCCUUCUCCAAGGCAGCAACCGCCGGGCCAUCAAGAUCCAUCGCACGAGCUCUACCGAGCACCACCGUUUCCCGACACUCAUUCUCCAACUUGCCAAACUUCGCUGCCCCAGCAACAAGAGCACGAAUCGCCCCACCAGCCCGCCUCUUCAUCACCUCCUCUCGCUGCUCCCAAGGCCGCUACGAAGAAUACACCGAUGUACCCGAAGGCUACACCAAGCCCCAAUCCUCCCGAUCCCAAAGACCCUGGUACAAAUCCCCUGCAACACUCAUCCUCGGUUUUAUCCCCAUCUUCACCUUCGGUCUAGGAUACUGGCAAAUCAAACGACUCAAAUGGAAAGUCUCACUCAUCGAAGAGCUUGAAGACAAACUCUCUCGUGAUCCACUCCGACUCCCACGCAAUAUCAAUAUGGAUGUCCUACCCGAAUUCGACUUCCGCUUGGUCUUGGUGAAGGGAACGUUCGACCACUCGCGGACGAUGUUCGUUGGGCCUAGAGUUAGGGAUGGCGUCAUAGGAUAUCAUGUUGUGGUACCGUUUAGGAGGAGUGAAGGUGGGGGGAUGGUGCUGGUGAACAGAGGAUUUGUGGAUGAGAAGAAGAUUCUAGGACAGGGCGAGGGGAGGAGGUUGAAAGAUGAAGCGAUUGUGGACGGACAGACGGAGUUCGUGACUUUGUUGCCGAGGAUCUACCCUCCGAAUGCGUUCACGCCGAAGAAUGUGCCGGAGAAGGGGAGCUGGUUUCAUGUCAAUCCGGCACAGAUGGCGGAGUGGGUGAGUGGCAAGGCGGGGGUGGAGGCACUGGGUUUGACGGAUAAAGAGGAUCACUACACACCUAGUGCAGGGGUUGCUGAGAGUGUGAAGGGUAUGCUUAAUGGAAAGGGCGGGAGGGAGAGCGAGCGGGUGCUGCCCGUGUAUCUGGAAGAGGUGUUUGACGGCAACGUAGGCGAAGCAGCGACCAAAGUCGCCCAAGGUAUCCCCGUCGGUCGAGCUGCAACCAUCGAACUGCGCAACCAACACGCUGUCUAUGCUGCUACCUGGUUCUCACUCAGCGCAUGCACAGCAGUAAUGUUUGGCCUACUCGUUCGACGCGGUCGCGGCUGA